This is a messenger RNA of Daktulosphaira vitifoliae (grape phylloxera), 1183 nucleotides long. It is a transcript of the gene Pop5, whose product is annotated as ribonuclease P/MRP protein subunit POP5. Bases 321 to 773 code for a protein of 150 amino acids. The record is from RefSeq and is a predicted model, not a curated record. NCBI's taxonomy places the organism in Eukaryota, Metazoa, Arthropoda, Insecta, Hemiptera, Phylloxeridae. Gene Ontology annotation, molecular function: ribonuclease P RNA binding. Gene Ontology annotation, cellular component: ribonuclease P complex. The transcript has 4 exons. Gene Ontology annotation, biological process: tRNA 5'-leader removal.
GUUCGUGGCAAAGGUAUUUUCCCGAUAAAAACAUCGUUACGAAAAGUAUAUAGUAAGAGCGCAAAUUAGAUAAAAUUUAAUCUGUGGAUUAAUCACAACCCGCACUUGAUAUUUUUAUCAUUAAUUAAGAUAACUGAAUAUAAUCGAUCAAUUGUGAGCUUAGGUUAUUAGUUAUUAAUAAAAUAAACUUUGUUUUUAUACUUCACUUGUUUACGAAAGUUAAUAACGUAUGAGAAUUAUAGAAGACAUGCAUCAGUGUAUACAAUAACACAGUCAUCCAGCUUAAGUGCAAAAACAGUCAGAUAUUAAAAUAAUUUACUAUGGUGCGGUAUAAAAACAGGUAUUUAGUUGUUCAAUUAAAUAUAUUGUCCAAUGAUAAUGACAAUUUCAAAAUUUCUAAUAGAGAUUUACAAUCAGGUGUCCUAGAUGUUAUAAAAGUAUUAUAUGGAGACUUCGGAGCAGGUGCAAUUCGGACAUGUUUUAAAGUACAUUAUUGUAAUCCUACAACAAAAAUCAUCAUAUUUAAGACAAGACAUGGUCCACACAUAUACUUAUCUUCAGCAAUACCAUUUAUAAAUAAACUUCAAAAUACAAGAAUUAAACUUUCAACAAUUUAUUUAGGAGCAUCUGUUUUCCAUUGUUACAAAUUUAUUCAAGUAAUUUAUGACAUUAAAAUUAUAUUUAUAAUUAUCAAAAAAAUCUCGUUAGACAAGCAUCCGAUGAAAUUAGUAAAUCGACUGUUGAUAAAAUGUUGUGUCUCACCGGUGUUUUAAAAUUUAAUCGAACGCAAUUAGUAACAUAAUUAAUUUAAAAAAAUUAAAAUUGUAUUACUUUUAUUUAAAAUUAAAUUUUUUGAAAGUAAAAAAAAAUUUUUUUAAUUAGAAAUCCUACCAAUGUAUAAUAAAAAAUGAUGUUAACUAUUUUUUAUUCUAUAAAAAGUAAAAAAUAGUUUGAUUAAAUUAUUAUUAUCCCUGGACUUUCAUGACCAAGAAUAUUUUAGUUUUUGUCUUAUCUUUCAUACAGAUUAAGUAUGAGAUUCUAAGAACAAAUAUGUUUAUCUAGAUAAUUAUAAAUAUUUUAUGUUAACUUAAAAUUAUUCUUUUAUCCAAUGAUCCAAUGGUUGCUUAAUGUGUUUUUUGUAUUUUGACCAAAAUUAACCCAAAAAAUACCCUCUGUUAUUCAA